Messenger RNA from Chironomus riparius, 978 nucleotides. The record is from the annotation of a GenBank genome assembly. Lineage: Eukaryota; Metazoa; Arthropoda; Insecta; Diptera; Chironomidae.
AGCUUAGUUUCUCUUUGAACUUGUCUGUUCUUGUUCUUGUCGCAAAAAAAAAAUAAAUUAACGAUGGAAAGUGAAAAAGUAUUUAAAGUCAUUUUCGUGUUUGUCUUCAAUUUGAUGCUGAUAAAUGCAUUGCCAUCUAUAGAAUUACGUCAUACAGACAUCAAACCUGGUGAAAUACUUCGCGUGAAUGAUACAGUUAAACAGAAUUAUAGAUAUGUUGAGAACUUUCCAUGGGAUACCUUUUGUGUGGAUUACCAAGUUCCAGAGUUAACGUACUUCCCACAUCCAGAGAGCUGUAAUUGGUACCUUGUUUGCUGGAAUGAUGAGUUAAUUUUGGGUGAAUGUGAUGACGAUUUGAAGUUUGAUCCACGCCUAAGUACUUGCGUUUUUCCUGAGGACUAUGAAUGUAUUUUAAACUUAUAUCCUCAAUGGACUGAUCCUCGCUGCCCCACACCAGGAAGUAAUGAACUUCGUAUUCUGCCAUCAGAGUUUUGUGAUGCAUUCGAAGUUUGUGUUAACGGAUGGCCAAUAGAAGUUCCAUGCCGUCCAGGACAACAUUGGAAUGCUGAUAGACAGUUUUGUGAUGAUCCUAGAAAUGCUGGAUGUGAAAAUGGAAAUGGAAAUUAUCCAAACGGAUUACCAGAAUGCCCUAAUACCUUUAUUGGCAGUUUACCGCAUCCUGAAGACUGUAAUUUAUUCAUUCAUUGCUCGAAUGGAAACAGAUAUAUACAAAGAUGUCCUCAUUUACAUCACUUUGACAUUAAUUCCGGAAGAUGUAUGGUUUUGACGCAAGCUAAUUGUAUCGAUGAAUAUAGAGGACCUAGAAGAAAUUAAAUUUAGAUUUAGAUUAGUGUGACAGGCUAGUAAUUACUGUAGCUGUCUAAUAAAUAAAAUUCUGUUAUUGAAAAUGAAUUAAAAAGUUUAUAAAUAAAGUUUCAUGACAUUUGAUGUCUCUGGAUAUAGGGACUCGAAUUUAAG